Messenger RNA from Lasiosphaeria miniovina, 1077 nucleotides. RefSeq lists its product as uncharacterized. NCBI's taxonomy places the organism in Eukaryota, Fungi, Ascomycota, Sordariomycetes, Sordariales, Lasiosphaeriaceae. The transcript has a single exon. The record is from RefSeq and is a predicted model, not a curated record. Bases 197 to 964 code for a protein of 255 amino acids.
UCCCUCAACCUGGUAAGUCGGCGCGUGCCUUGCUGCCUAAACUGCUCCCGCUUUUGCCUUCCCACUUCGACCUUCAUCCUCCAACACACUUCGACCUUCACCCUCCAACACUUCGACCUUCAUCCUCCACACUUCGACUCUACAUCGUCCACCACACUUUCUUGACCGUCACAUCACCACACUAUCUUGACCGUACAUGAUACUCUUCUUGAUUGUACAUCGUCUACAAUUCAUCUACUUCAACAUCCUCUACUUCAACAUCCUCUACUUCACUGCUCCCGCGCACGGCUACUUUACUGUUCGCGAGUACGUCUGCCUCACUGCUCCCGAUCGGCGAGCCUUUUUUCCCGCGCACCAGUCCUGCCCUUUUACUUCCUCACCUGUCACCACACCUCCGCAAGCCAAAACCACUAACCGUCUCGUCAGCAGCCUCAAGUCCAUCUGUCCGCUAACCGUCCUCGGUCGGCAGUCAGCAGUCUCGCGGAAAGCCCUUGGUGAGUUCAAUCUUUGUAGUUUGCCUUUCCAUCCUGCAACUCUUUCCAGUUUGCUUUUCUAUUCUACUGACCGUUCUCGCCAGCUCAGUCAAACUCCAAUUUCGAGUUUGUACCACUCGGUAAGUUCUAACUGCCAUGCCGCCCCCACUGCUGGUAUACUCGUGAUACCUACCUCACCCGAGCCUCUUUUUUUCAGGCCGAGGCAAUUCCUGCCGCCGACCUUUGGCGCGCACAGGAAACCUUGCUGCCCCGGCACACAGAAACCUUCUUCACAUCUCCUCGCGCUUCCACACCUCUACCUACUUUUCACUUCUACCUCAGCGCACUUCAUCGCACUCUCACCUACUUUCACUGCCUGCUCUUGCAUUUCAGCAUCACAUGCCCGCAAUCAGCAUCACGUGCCCGCACAGAAUCUAACAGACGGUAGAAAGUCAAACUGCAAGAGCUAUCCGGCACGCGCAGCCCACUAGCCAAACCGUAACAAGUAGGCAACCUCCCCUCUCCAAGAUCUUCCUCGUGCACCAACACUGACUCAGACUACAGCCAGUCUACUCGAACAGCUUACAGCUUUCAACUUCCUCCA